Messenger RNA from Arabidopsis arenosa, 2485 nucleotides. Lineage: Eukaryota; Viridiplantae; Streptophyta; Magnoliopsida; Brassicales; Brassicaceae. The record is from the annotation of a GenBank genome assembly.
AGCGAAUCAAAAGAGGAACUUAGUUUGUUUUUUAUAGAAGAAAUGGAUGAGGUCUCUCGUUCUUAUCCACCGCAUUUUCUAUCAAGUGAUCUUCAUCACUAUCACCAUCAAAACGCUGGACUAAAACGCGACAGAGAAGAAGACGAAGUUGAACCCAACAACGAUUCCUCCGGCAAAGACCAAGCCACUACUCCUUCAGAAGGAGGGAAUAUCAAGAAGAGAAGACCACGUGGAAGACCCGCAGGUUCCAAAAACAAACCCAAAGCACCGAUCAUAGUCACUCGCGACUCUGCGAACGCCUUCAGAUGCCACGUCAUGGAGAUAACCAACGGCUGCGAUGUAAUGGAAAGCUUAGCCGUCUUCGCUAGACGCCGUCAGCGUGGCGUUUGCGUCUUGACUGGAAACGGCGCCGUUACAAACGUCACUGUUAGACAACCCGGCGGAGGCGUCGUUAGUUUACACGGACGGUUCGAGAUUCUUUCUCUCUCGGGCUCGUUUCUUCCUCCACCGGCUCCUCCAGCUGCGACUGGUUUAACGGUUUACUUAGCCGGUGGUCAAGGUCAAGUGAUCGGGGGCAGUGUGGUGGGACCGCUUAUGGCUUCAGGUCCGGUGGUGAUUAUGGCAGCUUCGUUUGGAAACGCAGCUUACGAGAGGCUGCCACUAGAGGAGGAGGAAACUGAUAGAGAAAUAGAUGGAAACGCCAGUGUGGCGGUUGGAACGCAAACGGAGAAACAGUUAAUGCAUGAUGCGACAUCGUUUGUACAAGGGUCACCGUCGAAUUUAAUCAACUCUGUUUCGUUGCCAGACAAAGUUCAGUCCCACGCGCAUAAGGUAUGCGUCAUAAUACACGCGCGCGGGAAUCUCUGGACAAGUGGGCCGAAUCUCAACCCUCUUAAAGCCCAAUAUAAUGAGGAAUUAAAGAAAUUGGGAAGCCCUAAAGUGGCCUCCAUGGUUCAUCAUCAUCUCUCUCAGUUUCAGGCUUCUUCUCUCCCGCCGCUUUCUUUUCCUCCUUACAAAACCGAUUACUUUUGCCGGAAUCUGACGUCAGCAUGCCCUGCAACCACUUCCAGAGCUCAAUCGAUCUUGAUCUCGUUGCAACGUUUUCCGCUUCGAUUACCGACAGAUUUAAAGAUGGUAGCUUUGAAAGGUUACGGCUUGAUCUCCAUUGACUCUGCCCUCCAUUUUCCUCGCUCACAUCAAUUGGAGAGCUACAAGAGAAGGAAUGCGAAAUGGGUCUCUCCAAAAGCAGCUGUUGUACCUAACUUCCAUCUUCCAAUGCGCAGUCUCGAGGAUAAAAACAGGACAAACACAGACGACAUAAGGUCACUUAGAGUGAUCACAGCCAUUAAGACACCGUAUCUACCUGAUGGAAGAUUCGACCUCCAAGCGUACGAUGACUUAGUCAACACGCAGAUAGAAAGUGGUGCUGAAGGUGUGAUUGUUGGUGGUACAACUGGUGAAGGCCAAUUGAUGAGCUGGGAUGAGCAUAUAAUGCUUAUAGGCCAUACCGUAAAUUGUUUUGGCGGAAGAAUCAAAGUCAUUGGAAACACUGGAAGCAACUCGACUAGGGAAGCUAUACAUGCCACUGAGCAAGGAUUCGCUGUGGGAAUGCACGGGGCACUGCACAUUAACCCUUACUAUGGAAAAACAUCCAUUGAAGGCAUGACCGCGCAUUUUCAAACCGUUCUUCAUAUGGGACCGACGAUUAUUUACAAUGUUCCAGGCCGAACGAGUCAAGAUAUACCUCCCCAGGUUAUCUUUAAACUCUCCGGGAACCCUAAUAUGGCUGGGGUUAAGGAAUGCGUUGGUAAUAACCGUGUUGAAGAGUAUACUGAGAAUGGAAUUGUCGUGUGGAGUGGAAAUGAUGAUCAGUGCCAUGAUUCUAGAUGGGAUCACGGUGCAACUGGAGUGAUAUCGGUUACUAGCAAUUUAGUUCCGGGUUUGAUGAGGAAGUUGAUGUUUGAAGGUAGAAACUCAGCGUUGAACUCAAAGCUUCUUCCUUUAAUGGAUUGGCUAUUCCAAGAACCGAAUCCGAUUGGUGUUAAUACUGCUUUGGCUCAGUUAGGAGUUGCUAGGCCUGUUUUUCGAUUACCUUAUGUGCCCUUGCCUCUGUCCAAAAGGAUUGAGUUCGUUAAACUGGUGAAGGAAAUCGGAAGGGAGCAUUUUGUAGGAGACAGAGAUGUUCAGGUACUUGAUGAUGAUGACUUCAUCUUAAUCGGUCGAUAUUAGAGUCUCUUCCUUGAAGAUUGGUUGUGUUUAAUAUUAAUACUCUCUUCGUUCAGUUGUUGGUUAUUUAGCUUAUGAGAAACUUACAGAUGGAUCAUGGAGUUAAUCUACUUGUUGUAAUGUUUUGUCUGUUACUUUUGGUGAUGAAUCUGAUGGCUUUUGCUUACUCUAUCUCUCUCUCGCUCUCCUCUUUGGAUGAUUGUGUUUUGUCUUUGUAUGUUUGGCCCUAUAUAUGAAACGGCAUGAUGGUUGUCUGAGG